Messenger RNA from Zasmidium cellare ATCC 36951, 1881 nucleotides. RefSeq lists its product as uncharacterized. The transcript has 2 exons. Bases 1 to 1881 code for a protein of 626 amino acids. Lineage: Eukaryota; Fungi; Ascomycota; Dothideomycetes; Mycosphaerellales; Mycosphaerellaceae. The record is from RefSeq and is a predicted model, not a curated record.
AUGCACAUGAACCCCCAUCAAAACCAUCGAACCUCAAUCUCCCACCUUUCUCACCAAAAUCACACCCGAAACACAGCGUCCCUCCUCCCAACCAAUCACAACCCCCAUCCGCACUUCGAACCUCACGUCCUGAAAACAGCCGCCGAGUCGACGCAACAGAACGACCUCUCGACGCGCUGGGCAUUCCCAGACCUCGCACAGUCCCGCAGAUGCCACUUCCACAGUUCAACGACCAGACUUAGACCACGCGAACGACCAAGACAGAGAAAAGAUCGCGGAGCCAUGCUAUCAACUCUAGAGAUCCUACUUCUCCUCUGCGCCGGCACCGAAGCCAGUCCGCUCGCUCCACGAUAUCCCAAUGCGACAUUCAGCACCUCGAGUUCGGGUUCGUCUUUGACUUCUCUCCAAGAAAGUUCGUCGUUGGCGGAUGGGCAUGGAACAGGGAGCACUUUCGGGAGGACGUCCCUUAGCGAAACGACCGCCAGCUCUUCGCCAAAUGCAUAUGGAACCAGCUCGACGUCCGACUCAACAUCUCUCAGCAAAGCAGCAGCAGUCCCGUACGGCACAGGAAAUUCGCCAUCGUCAUCACCACCAUCAAGCACUUCUCCAACCUCAGCUACAGCCAUAACAUCCUACCCCCCUCAACCCCACCCCAGCACAACCAUAUCCGACUCAUCAACAACCUACGCCGCCGCCCUCUCGCCCUCAGCCUUCGGCCUAGGAAUCCUCGCCUCCCCCGCAGACACCGAAUCCCUCCCGUCGACCUCAUCGAAAACAUCCACGCGAACAUCGAUAGAUUUCAUGUACGAACCUUCAACAUCAAGCGAAGCGCAAAGUAGCUCGGCCACCGAAUCUGCAGCGAGUUCACAGACGACUACCUCCUCAACCUCACUCGUCUUCUCGUUCGCGCCGACGUCUUCGGGCGCCGGGGUGUCUUACCAGAACGUGUCGUCCUCGCCGUCGACUAGUGCGUCGAGCACGACUAUCAUGACGCUGUUCACGACCGUACAGCCGAAGAAGCAUGGGACGAGUGAAGGAGGCUCGACGUCAGCGGACAGCCAGAGUGUCGCGGCGUAUUCGAAGAGUGCGAGUAGUACGACGAUUUUGACGUUGUUCACGACGGUUGGCAAUCCUUCUGGCCAGAGUCCGGGUGCUUCAAGCCAAGUCGCGGUAUCACAGUCGACUCUUUCUUCUUCUUCACCUGCGAUGUACGGGACGAUACCGUUGACGUACUCGACGGAUGCAAGCUCCGCUAGUAGCUCAGCUGUCGAGACGUCUUCCAGUCAGCCCGUUGCCACUACGGAUACCAGUGCUGCAGAAUCGACCUCAUACCCUGCGGUCUACGGCACCAUCCCCCUGACCUACUCUGUUGAAGCCAGUACGUCGAGCAGCUCAGCCCCCACAGCAUCCUCAGCCGAGUUUUCACCAGACUCAAGUCAUUCCGAAUCGGCCAGCCACCAGAGCAGUGCAUCGGAAACCAGCUCCCCGAGUUCUGAGUCUGCUGUACCUCCCUCAUACAGCACCGCACCAAGCGAUUCCUCGCCAACCACAACAACAGCGUCUUCCACAACGUCCCAAUCCGCAUCGCAAAGCCCCUUCGCCUAUCCACUACCAAGUACCGAGGCCACAGCAACCGCCGAUCCAAUCGAGCCAUCAACAUCCUCACAAACCCCAUCGACAACCCAAUCCCUACCAGCAAUCGUAGAGCCCUCCUCACAGCCACAGAGCUCCAGCUCCUCAGCCACUUCAACCUCCAGCAGCGCCGGAGGAGGCAUCACGAUCGUCCCUGUGAAUCCAAACCUCAUGACUGUAACAGUCACGGUCACCGACGCCGGGAAGACGACCACGAUAGCCCAGCAGACCGUCACCGUUUCAGGCUGA